CGUCGAUAGAGUCUGACAAGUUACUUCACUGACCAAAAUUUCACUCCGAAUCCACAGCUCUUGUUUUCUCUCUGACACAUGGAGAAUACAGAAGAUGACGUGUUCACACAAGUUCCAGUGAUCGUGGACUGUGAUGUCCUAGAGGCAGCCAAAGAGAAUAUACAGCCACUUGCAUCUGGUCGUCGAGUCACCACUCUUUCAGCUAUCCUGCAGACUCCGCACGCACAGCGGGAUGCGCAACUACUUGCAGCGCGUAAGCGCUUCCGUACCAACAUCCAAAUCGCACUCGAAGAUGAGGAUGAUGACCCACUGGAAGCAUACUCGCGUUUUGUUCAAUGGACUCUCGAAAAUUACCCCCAAGGACAAAGUGCAGAGUCUGGACUCUUAGAGCUUCUUGAAGAGGCAACAAGGGUAUUAAAGGACAACCGCAAAGGACAAUGGAAAGGGACAUCAACAUACCUCAAACUUUGGGUACUUUACGCGAGCUACGUGGAGAAACCGACUAUCAUCUACAAAUUUUUGCUUGCAAAUGACAUUGGAACCGAUCAUGCUCUGCUGUACGAGGAAUACGCUGCUGCACUUGAGAGAGCCGGACGGCGCAAUGAGGCAGAUGCUGCAUAUCUACUUGGAAUUGCCCGUCAGGCUAGCCCCCUUGAUAGACUUAUAGCCAAACAUGGUGAAUUCCAGAAACGAAUGAUGACCGCAGCUACAAUCCCCCCGCAGCCCGCCCCGAAUGCUCCACCUCGUAGAACAGCAUUGGGUAUGGCUUCCUCAUCUUCCACUGCAGCACCUUUGUUCGGAUCUAUUUCUCGGGCUCCUUCGUCCUCAUCGCAAGCCGAUGCCCACGGGUCUCGAUCUGAGUCCCGGCUGGGCUCAAACACUCGUCUCCAGAUUUUUGUUGAUCCUUCUGGAGCAGAAUCAGCGGAUGCAACGGAUUCAGUCACACCCUAUCCUGAUAUUGGAACGCGUAAAUCUCGGGUCAAAGAAAAUGUACCUGAGGUUAGCAAAGCAGCAGGCAGCACCUUGAAGCAAGCAGGUCGCACUCGACGAAUUGCGUCUGGGUCGAAUUCGGGCGCGGUAGCAACAAAAAUUGUGCCAUUCAGAGACCCCGGACCAGACGUGGACGUGGAAGCGAGGGGAGCGAUGGCCCCACCUCCCGUUCCCAUGUCGAGGCAGAAGAACGCGGUACCGAAGACUCCCACAAAGAACAUCAUACCAUUCUAUGACGUCCCCGAUGGUAGCGGCAUUCCGUCCACUCCUCGAUUCACACCCUUUCGAGAUGAGCCUGAAAUAAGUACGUCGGCUGCUGCGGCGAUUGCACCCGAGACGGUGAUGAAACAAAAAACUGUAGGAGGAGGACCUGUGGUAGGAUCUGAAGCAGAGGCGUUGAGGAGAGAUCCGCUGAAGAACUAUCCUGCCGACGAAUGCCCGCGAGAUGGCUGAAUAAUUACCUCUUGUUCGCUCGCUCUUUCCCGUAUAGCCCGUAGGCUAUUGUUGGUUAUGCUAUAUUUUUGAUCUACAUUUUCACCUUUCCCUCCUGUUUUAGUACCUUUUGUGGUCUUGAGCUCUGUAAAUGAUACUUGCUCUGAGGAGCUGACCCUGACU
Messenger RNA from Suillus paluster, 1605 nucleotides. RefSeq lists its product as uncharacterized. Gene Ontology annotation, molecular function: protein kinase activity. Lineage: Eukaryota; Fungi; Basidiomycota; Agaricomycetes; Boletales; Suillaceae. The coding region runs from base 79 to 1443 and encodes 454 amino acids. The transcript is spliced from 3 exons. Gene Ontology annotation, biological process: mitotic spindle assembly checkpoint signaling; meiotic sister chromatid cohesion, centromeric. The record is from RefSeq and is a predicted model, not a curated record.